Messenger RNA from Phlebotomus argentipes, 3178 nucleotides. RefSeq names its product hormone-sensitive lipase (gene Hsl). Gene Ontology annotation, molecular function: triacylglycerol lipase activity; sterol ester esterase activity. The transcript is spliced from 7 exons. Lineage: Eukaryota; Metazoa; Arthropoda; Insecta; Diptera; Psychodidae. The record is from RefSeq and is a predicted model, not a curated record. The coding region runs from base 287 to 2971 and encodes 894 amino acids. Gene Ontology annotation, biological process: cholesterol metabolic process; triglyceride catabolic process. Gene Ontology annotation, cellular component: cytosol.
CGUUUUCGGAAGCCACACUGCUGUGCACCCUGAGAGCGAGCGGGACGCGCACAGCUGGAGAGCGCGCGAUAGAGUGAGAGUGGCAGUGAGACAAUGGGAUGAUUGAGCAGAAAAUUCCCGUGCAGUCAAUUUUGUGGGUAGUUUUUAGUUGAUACCUUUCGCUUGCACUGUGCAAUUUCCGCGAUGGCCCCCGCCUGGUGAUCUCGCGCGCCCCGCGGAACGAGACAAUAGGGCGCUCAGGCGAUGUGUGGUGCAGUGAAGAAUUUCGUGACGCAGAAGUGACAAUAUGAUGCCGAAGAACGAUAGAAAAAUGGCCCCAGUCGCUGUCCAAAGUUCAGAGACACUCGUCAACUCCGAGUCGGACACGGGUUCUGGGCGCUCCACCUCGACACUGCAGUCGCCAGGCAUUGCAGGGCGCGCCCCCAUGUUCGACGCCCUCAAGGACUUGUGCGUGAACAAUGUGAACUUCUUCAGGCGCGACGACUCCGCCACGGGCCUGCGCCUCCACGGCGCCUUCCUGGCGCUCGUGGAUCACAUAGAGAAAGCCAGGCCGCUCGUGGAGCAGAUCAGCAGCUUCGCCCACGAGUACGACUUCGACAGUGAGACGCCCGGAAACGGCUACAGGAGCUUCAUCAAAGUUAUCGAUUGUUGCAUAAUGCACAGCAUUAAACUGUGCCGAGUCGUGCUGGAGAGUCGCAGCUCAAUCCUCUUCCGGAAGACGCUCUACACCAAAGAAGUCGAGGCCAGCAGUCAUCUUCUGGCCAGUCUCUGCGUCAUCCUGGACCACCUGAUGACUCUGCGGACAUGGAGCUCUGAGGGCAGCCUCUUCAGUGACCACACAGCAGAAGAACUCCUGGCCCACGGAGGAGCCAUCAACCAAUACUGUUUCUAUGGACGCUGCCUCGGAUUUCAAUUCUACGACUCCAUUCGUGGUGCUCUCAAGUUUGUCUCCAGCUGCAUGGCGGGCUUCUCAGAGGGCUACUAUUCCGAGGGCAAUCGUCUGACCAAGACAACCAGCUCCAUGUGGACGAGCGGCAAGUUCCUCCUCGAUCCGGAGCUGCGCGCCCGUCGCGUUGUGAACCUCUCGCAGAACUCUGAUGUGCACUUCUGCAAAGCCUUCUGGUUCCUGGCUGAGUCUGAGUUCAUGUACAGUGUGCCGAGUGUGAUCGGAACGGCGAUAAAGGUGAACAAGGUCGUGACGAUUCCGCCGGAGCCGCUGAAGCUGCCAAGUGCCGCCGGAGAUGGAUUUGUGGACAUUCCCAUCCCGUUCAGCCACCUGGGUCCUGGUCCAGUGACCGCCCGGCUGCUGAGCUACAACUUGCGCCAGGGAAUGAUGGGCGAGCGGAGCCACCGGUGCAGCUCCACUCUGCCGCCGUCCAAGGGAUUGAUCAUUCACUGCCACGGUGGUGGAUUCGUUGCUCAAAGCUCCAAAUCCCAUGAGCUCUACUUGAGAGACUGGGCGUAUGCUUUAAACGUUCCAAUAUUGUCAAUUGACUACAGCCUGGCGCCGGCUGCUCCCUUUCCACGUGCCUUGGAGGAGGUCUUCUACGCCUACUGUUGGGCACUCAAUAAUUGUGAAUAUCUCGGAACCACUGGUGAAAAGAUAAUCCUCGCCGGUGACUCAGCGGGAGCCAAUUUGAAUCUAAGCUGCACGCUGAAGUGCAUAGAUUUUGGAAUUAGAAAACCCGACGGUGUUCUGUUGAUGUACUGUCCGGUUCUCGUGAGCUUUGUCGUUAGUCCAGCACGUCUUUUGUGCUUGAUGGAUCCACUAUUGCCAUUUAGCUUUAUGAUGAGUUGCUUGAAAGCUUACACGUGCCCAAAUGAGGAUGACGAUGGUAAGAUUGAGAGGAAUCGCCGUCGUGUGACACAGUUGCUCAAUACCAGCAAAGCCACAUCCGUUCAUGCCUCCUCCUCGAGCACCACAAUCACACCCAAUGACUCCAAGAUUGUGGUGAUACAGAAGACCUCAGAUUCUGACUCCACCAAUAGAACGGACGCCACUGUGAUGGCGCAGAAUGCUAAGGAAUCGUCGGAGAAGUUGGUUGAGAAUGACGAUCAGCUCUCUGAUCUGUCACUGGACACCUCCACGUGGGACAGAUUGUCCGAUACGGACUUCCACAAUGCCUCAGCGCCCUUCAAGAGUCCCAUGAGCGACACCAUCAGUGACACAAUGGCGUCAGCCUCGCUCAGAAGUCACACGCUCGGGAACACGGAGGUUCCCAGUCCGGAUGAGAGCAAUGGCACGUCUCUGGAAGAGGAUUCACAGCCCAUCACCAUUCACAAGCCAACUGAAAAUGGUCUGGAGCAUGAAUUCAUUGAGGAGUACCACCACGUGGACGUCCACGAAGAGGCAAUGAGCCAACCAUCUGAAUACGUUUCCAGCUUUAUUGAGAGAUACAACCUUGAGAAGGAUGACGAGGAGCUGAGGCGAAUUGAGUGUGUCUCGAGGACCAUUUCUGAGGAGAACAUUAUUUUCGAAGUUGGCAAAGACACUCUGAGUGUGGAUUUCCUCAAGGAAAGCUUCCAGAAAAUAGCUACAAAGUUGUUUAGUGUUGUUAGCCGACCGAUAAGUUACGUGCUAAAUUCCAGACAUGCCUCACCGUCCGGCAAGCGCAAUUUCGAUUCGCUGCAGGCGAAGAGUCCAUCUGAGGAAUUUAUAUUUCAUGUACCAAAGGACCCCUACAUCUCGCCCUACUUCGCCACCGACGACGUACUCAAGGAAAUGCCACCGAUUAAGAUUAUUACCCUCGAAAUGGAUCCCUGCCUCGAUGACUGUGUAAUGUUUGCCAAGAGGCUCAAGAGUGUGGGCAAUCCAGUGGGACUGGACAUACUCGAGGGAUUGCCACAUGGCUUUCUCAACUUCACCGCUCUCUCCAAGGACGCCGCCCAAGGAUCUAAGCUCUGCAUCGAGCGCAUGGCGGAGUUGAUGGACAUGAAAGUACCUGUCGACAAGACAAAAACCUGUUGUUGAACACCACACGCGCUAUAUAUACUCACAAAAUCGUUACGAUAUUAUAAUCACACUUCUCUCGGUCAUUUUGUUGUCCCAUCUUUGUUACAACUUUUACUAUAUUGGCGCCCUGCCCCCACUUCCAGCGUGAAGACGUGUGUAUAAAGUGAAAUACAAGGCAAUUUUUCCGAUGGUAUUUUAAUAUAUAAUAAAGAUUAUAUUGGUUAA